CGUAGUUUCGACGCUCUGAGCCCUGGAGCGACGAGCCUGGGAUUUCGGAGCUUGUUUGCAGCGCAGCUUGUCUGGAAAUCUAACGGAGGGCUUUGGAGGCAAUCUGCAAUGUAGACCCAAAAAUGUAUUCGGGCGAAUGUCUCCGUGACACUGCUUUCCCAUGAACAUAAAGAAGAUCUGUCAAGAAUCGGUUUCCCUGCUCAGUCCUCCGUUAGUCGACAGAAGGAAGUUGCAAAAGUCUCCUCUGUAUUAAGAUUCAUGUUGGCUAAAGGACUGAAGCGCAAGCUUAGUGAUUACGAAGAAAAUAUGGCUGGUGUUCCUGGUGCCUUUGAUUCUAACCCAGGGCUGCCCUACACUUUGCAGAGACAGUUGGUACUUAAUAUGUGCCUUAUCAAAUUGCAAAGCUGUAGGAUGCUGGUGGAACCAAACUUGCACCGUUCUGUUCUCAUCGCAAAUACUGUUCGGCAGAUCCAGGAGGAAAUGAGGCAAGAAACUAGUCUAGAAGGAUCUAAUAUCUGCAAUGGAACAAGUCCAGUUCCAGACUCAUAUGCAGCAUCUCAGGCCAGUGUUGAGUUAACUGGAACACCAUCAUCCAUUCAAAUCAGCUCUCCUGAUUUGAAUAUUUCGUCAGAUUUUUCAGAAAACCAGAUUGAGAACUCUUUAGUAGUUGUUUCAGAUGAUGACAUGUCAUCUGCCAUUUCAUCAAUCCUCAAAGAUUUGGAUUUCAUGGAGGAUAUUAGCCCAUCUCCUUGUACUGCACCUGCAUGCGAAGACGACAUAAAUACAGACAUUUCUUUGGUAGACAGAUCACAAGAACCUAGGUCUGCAGAAACUGUGUUUGGCUCUUUUGAAAUCACAAAUUCAACGAGUUACCUAACAGAUCUUGCUUUUGAUGACAUAUUUGAAGACAUUGACACGUCCAUGUAUGACUCAGAUCUGUGCUUACUUCCAUUAACACCGACUAGAUCAGCACCAGCUAUUGUGGAUGAUGUUUCAAAACCCUUUCAAUUAUGCACCUCUGCAUCAGUGAACGCCAUUCAGAUCUGCAGAGUAGAUUUGAGUGACCUGGACCACAUCAUGGAGAUUCUUGUAGGAUCCUAAUUCAUCACUGGGGUGUUUCAGAGUUUUGUAUGCUUGUCUUCCGAAUUAAUUAAAACAGCUGUGUCUAUACCAUUAGAGAUGGAAACAGCCAGUGUAAUAGCAAGCUGUGUUCAACCUUACACAUCUUUGAAGGGUUUAAGUAAUAUAAUUUUCAACUUUUUAAGUAUUUCAAAAAGUUGGAAACAAAAUACUACAGCAAAUAUUCCGACAAUUAGCAUGUGAAUCAUGGCAGGGGAACUGUUGGCUAGUAAUGAUAACUUCUGGCUUGCUAUCCACAAAUAUGCCCGUAACCACUUGGGUUAUUUUUUUAAUGGGAUAAGAUUGUUUUUAAGAAAUGAAUGGACUGCUGAAACACGCUGAACAUUAACUUAAUCAACUAAACCUUUAAUAGAGACUGAACAGUAUUAUGUGUUUCUGUACAUCAUUUUAAUAGUUAUGGUUUUUCAACAUUUAUAUCUGAAGUGUGAGAGGAACUAAUUAUCCGAAGGACAUUGUGAACAGGUUUAUUCUAUUGACUGAAGCACACAGUAUGUUUUAUUUCCUUACAGAAUGUUUUUAUAUGGUAUUCUUGAACCAACAAAGACACCUUUAUCAAAGGUUACAAAAAUGUUUUAUAUGACAUUUAAACUAUUUAUUUUUUUAGAAUUUUAUACUCUAAAUCUCUAUGUUUGAUGUUUGUCUAAUUUGGUUUUUAGUUCCAGUCUGGCAGGCUUUGCUGUUGGAUUUGACUUACACUACCUCUCCUAAGAUCUAACAAUAAAGCUUUGGUUUAAAAAAAGUGCUGUACAUGAACGGAUGCAGCUUCUGUUUUUUUAAUUUAAAAAAAAUGUGUAUGUGGGGAGUGGAAUCUAACGUAUCCAGAGCAAAGUAACUUUUGUUUUCUUCUUAAAUGUGAAGCUGUUGAGAUAGAUUUAAAUAUUUAUGACUUAGACUAGUUUUCUUCCAAUCCUAUUUGUACGCUUCAAUUUAUCUGAAAACAUGUUAACUCAGUAUUAGGAAAUGUUUGAUUCUGGGGUUUUAUUUUGAGCUGAGUGUUUAUGUUAGACAGAAUUAUUCAAAAUCAAAAACUAGGUACUUUAUCAGCAGUGUUAAGAAGAUUUCUCAUUUAGUUAUCUCUAGAUAUUUCUGACAUCUGACCUUUAAACAAGGAAAUACAUAAAAAUGAAAAGGCAAUAUGCUUUUUUAAAACUCAUUUACGGGAUGUGGGUGUUGCUGGCUAGGCCAGCAUUUAUUGCCCUUUCCUAAUUAG
Rhincodon typus (whale shark) is the source of this 2350-nucleotide messenger RNA. Its product is annotated as SERTA domain-containing protein 2-like. The transcript has 2 exons. Lineage: Eukaryota; Metazoa; Chordata; Chondrichthyes; Orectolobiformes; Rhincodontidae. Gene Ontology annotation, cellular component: nucleus. The coding region runs from base 259 to 1101 and encodes 280 amino acids. The record is from RefSeq and is a predicted model, not a curated record. Gene Ontology annotation, molecular function: transcription regulator activity.